UAUUUUCUUGGCAUCGUACAGAUGAAUUAUGUUACAAUAGAUUUUGGGAGGGCUUGAAGUUAAUAAUGGCGGAGGGUGAACUUGUUGUUGACAGUGUAAUUUCUAGACUUCUAGAGGCGCGAGGAAGACCCGGUAAAAACGUUCAGUUGACCGAAGCUGAAGUUCGCGGUUUAUGCCUGAAGUCAAGAGAAAUAUUUUUGAGUCAGCCAAUUCUGUUAGAACUCGAAGCUCCUCUCAAAAUAUGUGGUGAUAUUCAUGGACAAUACACAGAUUUGUUACGUCUAUUUGAAUAUGGUGGAUUUCCUCCUGAGGCCAACUACCUUUUCCUUGGGGACUACGUGGAUAGAGGAAAGCAAUCUCUUGAAACAAUAUGUUUGCUUCUUGCUUACAAAGUGAAAUAUCCUGAAAACUUCUUCCUACUUCGUGGCAACCAUGAAUGUGCUAGCAUCAAUCGUAUCUAUGGUUUUUAUGAUGAGUGUAAAAGACGUUAUAACAUAAAAUUGUGGAAGACAUUUACAGAUUGCUUUAACUGUCUACCGAUUGCUGCAAUUGUAGAUGAAAAAAUAUUUUGUUGUCAUGGAGGUCUUUCUCCUGACUUGCAAUCAAUGGAACAGAUAAGACGUAUUAUGCGACCAACAGAUGUCCCAGACACAGGGUUACUUUGUGAUCUUUUGUGGUCAGACCCAGAUAAAGAAACCAAUGGUUGGGGUGAAAAUGAUCGUGGUGUCUCUUUCACUUUUGGUGCUGACAUUGUCAGCAAAUUUCUCAAUAGGCAUGAUCUAGAUCUCAUUUGCCGAGCUCACCAGGUGGUUGAAGAUGGGUAUGAGUUCUUUGCUAAACGACAAUUAGUUACAUUGUUUUCUGCUCCAAAUUACUGUGGAGAAUUUGACAAUGCUGGUGGCAUGAUGAGUGUUGAUGAAACCCUCAUGUGCUCUUUCCAGAUUUUGAAGCCAUCAGAGAAGAAAGCCAAAUAUCAGUAUGGCGGUCUCAAUUCUGGACGUCCCGUAACACCUCCCAGAGGUGGAGCUCAACAGCAAAACAAGAAAGGAAAGAAAUAGAUCCUUCAGCACAUAUUAACUUAGUAUAGAGUAAAGCUAUCUGCUAAAAGACAAGAUAAAUGGUCAGUCUGGCCCUUGUACUUUAUCUAACCUGAACAGUGUUGUAACUGAUGUGUGCAAAAUAUGACGAAAAAUGUCUUUGAAAGGUAUUAAUGACUUAGUAAUACCAUUGGCUGAUUUUCCAUGUUAAGGAUAGCAUUGUUGUGAUGUCUAUUGAUUUUAAUUAUUUGUAAAUUGUUUGCUUUAUUAAUUACACUGUUAUCCUAAUCA
Xenia sp. Carnegie-2017 is the source of this 1328-nucleotide messenger RNA. Its product is annotated as serine/threonine-protein phosphatase PP1-beta catalytic subunit. The transcript is spliced from 7 exons. Gene Ontology annotation, molecular function: protein serine/threonine phosphatase activity. Bases 66 to 1058 code for a protein of 330 amino acids. Gene Ontology annotation, biological process: circadian regulation of gene expression; regulation of circadian rhythm. Gene Ontology annotation, cellular component: cytoplasm; nucleus. The record is from RefSeq and is a predicted model, not a curated record. NCBI's taxonomy places the organism in Eukaryota, Metazoa, Cnidaria, Anthozoa, Malacalcyonacea, Xeniidae.